Messenger RNA from Sclerotinia borealis F-4128, 1179 nucleotides. The record is from the annotation of a GenBank genome assembly. Lineage: Eukaryota; Fungi; Ascomycota; Leotiomycetes; Helotiales; Sclerotiniaceae.
AUGAGCUCUUUUCACAAAGAUAAAAACAUAUCUCGGAUCAUUGAGGGUCUCUCGUAUCACGCAACCGAACAUGACAAAGAUAUGUUCGGAGGAGGCGUCGAAUCCCUGAAUUUACCCCCAUCGCCAGUAUAUCAGCAAAUACACAAGCAAUCUAUACUAUCCAGACCUUCCUCGGUGGGAGCCCUCGACAUAUUACCACUUGAGACUCAACAUGAAGUAUGCCAACAUUUAGAUAUCGACAGUCUUGGCAUGCUCCGACUUACAAGCUACGCGGGAAGAGAAAUCGUCGACUCCGUUGACAGCUACGUGCAUAUCAGAGCGGAUGCCGAACUUUUUCUAAGGACACUCGAAAGCAAGGAUUUAUGCCAUGUCAAUACACUAGGAGAAUUAUCUCAAGCCUUGUCAUCACGGUCUUGCGAUGCGUGUGGAACUUUUGCUCACUACUUCUUUCCCUUGACCGGUAGUCGGUGCUGCUUUUUCUGCUUGGCUACCAAUAUGGAGUUUGCUUUCAUACGCAAACUUGAGGCCUGGCAGUGGUUCGGUCCAGCUUCUACCAAGGGCUUGCCGUCUAUCUUUAUCAAGGAGCGCAGUUUGAGCGGACCGGGGGGGUGGAAGGAUCGGGUGGAGGUGAUCGAAUACUUUAGCGCUAAAGAGGUUAUGGAGAUCUGUCGCGAGAAAUAUGGAAGAAGCCAAUAUUACGAACCUCCCAAUACACCUUCAGGAGAAACUCGGGAGCAGCAGUUUUGGGUGCCUGAUGAACGUCGUCGUUGUAUCACUUAUGCGGCAACUGUCCAAAUUCCCUUGGUAUCAAAAGAGCCUGGACAACCUAAUCGAAGCGUUUAUUCUGGAGGAUACUAUUGUAGUGGAUGCACUCGGUGGCCGGAUGAUGAUUCACGUGGUCUUUGGUUUGGGAGCGUGAGUCUUUCCUUUACGGCUUAUAGCUACGAGGAAGGUUCAGAGACUACACGGAGAUGGGUAAGCACACCCUUCGGAAAAAUGAUAGGGCCUUCGGUUUACACAGUAGGUGAACUUUUAGAACAUUUGACGACUUGUGAAAGAGUUGCAGAGGAUCAAAAGAAGUGCCCCGCCUGGUUGAAAAACGGUGCUGAAAAUGAUAUCAAGCACAUCCUGAGCACUUCCGUUAAUCUGGAUUUUGUUGAGAAUAUUACUUUUAUUUGA